AUGACCAGUAUCAAGCGCUCAUUGGAAGACGAUUCACAGGGGAAAACAGAUCUAGUGGAUCAUAGAACUUAUAAAAGGCAACGUCGAAGGUAUCUAGACACCAUAAAUUUGAGAAAUUUAGACUUUGAUGUCGAGAAGACCUGCUCCAUAACACUUUCUCCCCUAAAUGUGUACUGCUGCCUGGUAUGCGGUAGGUAUUUGCAGGGACGAUCAUCUAACACUGUGGCAUUUCGCCAUUCGAUUGAAGAAGGCCAUCACAUUUUCGUGAGCAUGGCCACCCGAGCUUUUUACGCUUUGCCAGAAAACCACGAAAUAGCUCAAGAAAGCGCCCACGUCCUAAAAAAAAUUGACCAAUUAAUUCGACCUAGCUACACACAACGAGAUAUUGAACAAUAUCCUUUGAAAUGUUACGACUUGAAUGAUCACGCUUUUCAAAAUGGUUUCGUAGGCCUCAAUAACUCCGCAUGUCCCUCCUAUGUCAACGCGAUCUUAUUGGUACUUUCGCACAUACCACAAGUUAGAAACGUGUUUUUACUUAAAGGGACCGAGAGCUUUGAGCUGGAUUUGAUAAAAAAAAUUGCUUUGAUGGUGAAGAAGAUAUGGUCUCCACACCUUCUUCGCGCUCAUGUCUCUCCAUUCGAAAUAUCUCAACAAUUAUCCUUGGAAUCCAAAAAGAUACAGACUGUAAACAGAAUAAAGAAUCCUCAUGAUUUUCUGAUAUGGAUUAUUCACUACAUCACGUCAAACAUUCCCAACAACGAACUCUCCGAGACCCUCGUUCGCGAUUGUCGCGGGGUUGUCGAAAUUAAGACCAAAAAAAUCAAAGAUGUUGGGCGCGAUUCUUCGCGGGAUACAAAGUUUACGGAGUUUGAUGGAAAGGAGUCAUCGCGAAAAACCACAUUUUGGAAUUUGAGCUUAGAUUUACCACUAAUGUCUUUUUUGAAUUAUGAGAAUAACGCCAACGAUUUGCCUCAAGUUAAAUUAGAGACUCUUCUGGAGAAAUUUUUGGGGCAGAAGGAUGUUCGAGCUGCUGAUCGAGUAUCGAGGUACAAACUUCUUGAAUAUCCUAAGAUUCUUUUCAUUCUUUUUAACCGCUUUACAAAAGGUGCCAAACUUCCCAUCAAGGAGCGGAAUCGGACGAUUGUAGAGUUCCAACCUGAAUUGAAACUUGAUGGUUUUACAUAUAGGCUAAUUGGGAAUAUAGCCCACGAGACAAUGAGUAGGCAAAAGAGGGGUGAGGUGAACCAAGUUGAUGAAGCCGACGAAGUCGAUGAAGAAAGUGAAUGGAAAACCCAACUUCUCGAGCCGAGAAGUCAGGAAUGGUUUGAGUUCGGUGAUAAAGAAGUCAAACCCAAAGAGAAGCAGCUACUCUUCCUAAGCGAGACGUUUGUACAGGUGUGGCAGAGAAGCUGA
Messenger RNA from Lachancea mirantina, 1413 nucleotides. The record is from the annotation of a GenBank genome assembly. NCBI's taxonomy places the organism in Eukaryota, Fungi, Ascomycota, Saccharomycetes, Saccharomycetales, Saccharomycetaceae.